Messenger RNA from Cydia pomonella (codling moth), 4946 nucleotides. RefSeq lists its product as uncharacterized. The transcript has 6 exons. The record is from RefSeq and is a predicted model, not a curated record. The coding region runs from base 104 to 1690 and encodes 528 amino acids. NCBI's taxonomy places the organism in Eukaryota, Metazoa, Arthropoda, Insecta, Lepidoptera, Tortricidae.
UCACAUGAAACGGCCAUUGCGCCAGCGUCUUUCGUUCGUUGUACCGGGUGGUGUUUCUAUGUCUAUAAUUUUAUUGUAAAAGUGUGCUUAAAAACUUGUGAACAUGGACGAAGAUGUAAGAAAACUUUUAAUCACAUGGAACCUCGAGGAAUACAUGGAAAUUUUCGAAAAAAACAAAAUAUCUGUAGAUUGCCUCAAUUUACUAGAUGACAGCAUGAUACGGGAAUUGUUUCCUACUAUUGGUGACAGAGCCAUAUUUCAAAAAAAUUUUCAAAAUUGGAAAUCUAUUGCUCUUGGACAGUUUUCAGUAAUGAACAUGGAUGUUGAUAUACUCCAAGAAAAGCAUAGGAAUCCGUUAACUGAAAUGACAAACAUAGAAUUAUUUCAAACAUUGAUGAAUACAGAAGAUGCACCUGAAAAUGCGAACAGUGAUACCCCAAAUCCAGUCUCUCCUUUGAAAGUUAUAGAAAAUAAACAAGAAGGGAUACAACAAAGUAAAGAUAAUAAACUUCUGGAUUUACUGCAGUCAAGCGCAGAGGGCAAAAUUAUACUUUCCCUGCACAAGGACGACGGUUUGUUGAGCAGCAGCUCUAGGAGAAGGAUAUGUAACAUAAUAAUUAAACAUUUACUUGGGGAUGACCCCUCAAAAACCAAUAUUCCAAGUUCUGUUCUGUUUGAUAUGGCCAGUCAAAUCAAAGAAGUUUUUAAUAAAGAGAACAUAAGCACAUACUUCAUUCCGUACAUCAACAACAAGAAAUUGAAAAUCAGAAGAUGUGCUAAGGGAAAGCUAUAUGAUUGUUUGCAAAAUAGAAAAAGGGAGUAUCGUAUUGCCGCGAGAAAAAUGUCACAUACAAGUACUCCAGGAUCUUCUACCACUGAAACUAAUGAAGAGACUGAACCAGAGGACGUUUCGGACGAUGUGGCUUGGAUUAAAGCGUCAACUGAGCCGUGGAAACUACUCGAACAAAAAUGGAAAACUACUACAAAACAUAGACUUGAAGAAACAAAAAACAUGACUGUAACAGAAUAUAUGGCACAAUAUCCAGGUUUAAAGAAACCCACAGGAUUUCACUUGCUGACUAUAGACUUCGAUACUAUGUACCCUGGGACCUCAGACAAUCUAUACAAGUACUUCAUGCUGUCAAAAAAAUCUAUUUUCGAGUUGGCAAGCAGCAAACAUAAGUUGGUUAGAGAAAAAUUCCAAGGAGUCAAUGCAGAAGAAGCUGAUAAUAUUAAUGCAUUAUUUACGCUGACGCUGCUAGUUGCUCAACCUCUGCAUAAGAAACCAAAAAAAAGGAGCUGGAGGCCUUCAAAACAGGAGUCUAAGGAUGGGUUUAUUACCCAUGUUACAAGAUACAUGAACUUAAAUGAGACCAUCAAACAAAGAAGAGAAAAAUAUCUACAAUAUGGUAUUACUUUCCAACCUACGAUAUUUAUUGUAGGUGAAAAUUUGCAACAUAUUGAGCAGUAUUUUGUUGUUGUGGAUAAUACAUUUUACACUAUGCAUACCAUUAUGCAAGCGGUCGAUGUGUGUUUUAAAGCUUUCCAAGCACUGAAUUGUAAAUAUCCGGUUGAAAGCGAACUUAUUUGGCUGUUUAUACAGAGAGGGUUUUAUAAAAUAAGAACAUCUUAUGACAAAGAAUUUGUUUCGGUUAACUCAUUACUUGCUGAUUUACAUUUACUUGAGUAAAAUGCCUAAGUGCUUUAUAUGCAAAUUGGUCAUUUCUUCUAUAAAAGACUUAUGCCAUCACUUCAAAUACAUGCAUGGUAAUCAUAGUUUUGAUUAUUAUGAGUGUGCUGAGGAAAGGUGUAAUAGAAAAUAUUUUUUAAUUAAUUCAUUUAAAAAACAUUUAAAAAUCCAUACCUCAAUUAGUGAUGAUGCCGAAUACCUUAACGCACAUCAAAAUGUAAACAACUUUAAUUCUGAUAAUCUGAUUCAGCAUAAUAAUUGUAACGAAGCAAUUUCUGAGUUUUCUGAUUUGUCAACAGCUCACGAUUCAGGCACUGCCCAAACGGCGAUAGAUUUUGAGAGUUCUGUACUUAAAUUCACAGCUAAUUUACAUGCCAAUACUUUGAUCCCCAGAAAUGUAGUUCAAUAUGUUACUGAAAAUAUGAAUACCUUGGUCUCCGACUCAGUAAUAAAACCUCUUCAAAAUAUGUUGUCGCAGUGUUUGUCGCAAAGGCAAAUAUCUGCCGAAUGGGCUGGACGUUUGCAGAGCCAUUUAGAUAAAUUUAGUGAUUCUUUUGAAGAUGUAAGAUCUGAACAUGUACGUUUUGCUUUGUUCAAGGAAAAAGGUACUUACAUAGAGCCUGAAGAAUAUGUUCUUGGUCAAAGAUUAGAAACCAGCUAUGCUAAUAAUAGUUUUAAAUUGGUACCUACUACAUCCACAGGCCAAUUCAUACCACUUCGACAUGUAUUAAAAAAAUUUUUAGAAUCAAGUAACGACUAUCAGCAGAUUACCCAACACUAUAAUGAUUUAAAAUCUUCCAAUUGUGACGUUAUACAAAAUAUAGUCCAGGGUUCUGAAUGGCGAAAAAUGGUUACUUCUUGUAGUGGACAAAUUGUUUUACCCCUUGGACUAUAUUUUGACGAUUAUGAAGUAGGUAAUCCUCUUGGUAGCAGAGCUGGUGUACAUAAACUAGGUGCUGUAUAUAUAUCUAUUCUUUGUCUGCCACCGCACUACUUGUCAAAGCUACAGAACAUUUUCUUAGCAUUACUUUUCCAUUCAUUCGACCGUCAACAUUUUGGAAAUAGAGUAACUUUUGGUCCUAUAAUAUCAGAAUUAAAUUUUUUGAGUCGCCAGGGAAUCGAUUUGACUUUUUCCGAUGGAACGCAUAGUAAAGUUUUCUUUAAAUUAGCUGUGAUUUUGGGUGACAAUCUAGGUUUACAUAGCUUAAUUGGUUUUACUGAAUCCUUUUCUAGUAACUUUUCAUGUCGAAUUUGUAAGAUACGUAAAGAAGACCUAAGGUAUGCUCAUGAAUGUGACCGUGAUUUGUAUCGUACGAUGGAACAAUAUUUAAUUGAUUUAAACCAAAGAAAUGUAUCAGAGACGGGCAUCAAAGAAGAAUGUGUAUGGCAUGAUAUCGAUGGUUUUUCCGUUAUCAAUAACGUGGGGGUAGAUAUAAUGCACGAUUUACUCGAAGGUGUUUGUAAAUACGACAUGUCAUUUAUAUUGUAUUAUUACAUAGAACAAUUAAAAUUAUUCUCAUUAGAUACAUUGAAUGGAAGAUUAACUUGUUUUGAUUAUGGACCUGAUCGUAGCAAUCAACCACCCUGUAUACUUCAAGAACACCUUCGUAAUCAGUCCAUUAAAAUGUCAGCAUCGGAAAUGCUUUGUUUUGUAAGGUAUUUUAGUUUGCUAGUAGAGGAUUUGAUACCAACGAAUGAUACCCUUUGGGAGCUAUAUUUACAUCUUAGAAAAAUACUUGACAUUGUGAUUUCUAAUCAAUUGCAAAAAGGUACUAUUGAUUUUCUUAAGUUAUUAAUUUCUGAACACCACAAAUUAUAUUUACGAAUUACUAACAAAACGUUAACACCAAAAUUUCAUUUCUUAACUCAUUAUCAUGAUAUGUUACAAAAAUUUGGUCCAUUGGUAUCUAUCUGGUCAAUGAGGUUUGAAGCUAAGCACCGAUUAUCAAAACUUUCUGCAAAUGUAUCUAGCAAUAGAAGAAACGUUUGCAAAUCUCUAGCUAUUAGGCACCAACUAAAGUUGAAUAACUUGUUUCUCAAUAAACACCUUGAAAAGAAAGUACAGAUGGGACAUAACCGGCCAGUAGAUGACAAUAUAAAAGAAAAAAUUAUGAACAAAUUAAAUUUAAACUCUGCAUUUAUUGAAGAGUAUAAUUGGUUGAUUAUUAGCGGAACUAGGUACAAUUGCAACUUAGUGUUAACGUUAGAUGUAGUUAACGAUGGGAUGCCUAUUUUUGGUUCUAUUAAUAGCAUUUUUUUGUGCAAUGAUGACAUACUAUUUGAGGUAAACCUUUUUGAAACACAGUAUUUUGAUGAAAGACUUUGUUGUUUUGUAGUUAUUAAGAGUAAUGCAGAGACUGAAUUUUUCAUGUACGACAAACUUUAUAGCUAUGUCCCAAAUACCAUGACACGUAGUCGUGACAGUAGAACAACUUACGUUACUCUGAGGUCUUCAAUAUAAUUAUAAGACUACAGUACCGGCCAAUAAAAUAUCACCUUUAUUUUGUCGGUACAACUUUUUAAAUAUUUGUAAAUGUCUUCCACCUCAGUAAUAAUAGUACUUUUAUGCGAGGGGUGAGGAUAAUUGAUUUCAUGCAGUGGUUUAUUCAUAAAUGUUUUUUGUUAUAUAUGUACAGUCAACUACAAAAAGAUGUAUCCAUAUUUUCAACUUAUUGCUUUGGAAUAAGAUCCAAAAGUGGAUACAUCUUUUUAAAGUUGACUGUACGUAGUAUCAGAGAGAAUAAAGACAUAGAGUGAAAUUUCACGAAAAAGUCCUAGCGAACUUACCUAGACGUUAUUUUGCUAUCCGACACCAGGUGUCGCCAUUUUUUAGUCAACAGUUAAAGGUGGCAGUUAAGUGGAUUAUGGAAAAGGUGGCGCCACGGAACCUAGCAUCAAAAUGUUGUUAGACUUUGUCACUCUUAUGUCUUUAUUCUCUCUGAUAGUAUAUAGCAAAAGGUGAUUUAUUAUUCGCCGCUGCAACAGUAUCACUAUACUUAUUAUUUAGCUCAUAGAAUAUCUAAUUCGUACAUUUCUAAAACAGCACGUUAUUUACAGUUACCCCAGCAAUAUCUGAUUGCCUCGGUGCUCAUGUUUGGGGGAGUACAUGUUUAGAUAUUCUGGAGCACUUUAGCUGCCCGGAUGUUACUGAUGGUUGCUGUGUACCUACUGCAAACCGUUUUUUUUAAUGAUUUAUACACAAGGUCAAGUUGGAUAAGUGGAAUACUUGUAUGGAAUCUUCAUACUGUUUCAAUUU